AUGGACACAGACACAGGCAUGCACCAAAACCAACACAACAACCAACAGUUCAAAAUCCAGCACCACAACAACAACCAAAACCAACAGUUCAAAACCCUGCACAACAACCAACAGUUCAAAAUCCAGCACCUGCACCACAACCAAAACCAGCACAACAACCACCUCCACAACCAGCACAGCAACCAACAGUUCAAAACCCUGCACAACAACAACCACAAACAGAGCAAGGACAUAAAAGAAGUAGAGAAAAAGGAAACCAAGAAUUCUUAA
Trichomonas vaginalis G3 is the source of this 270-nucleotide messenger RNA. RefSeq names its product protein of unknown function, DUF4106 family. The record is from RefSeq and is a predicted model, not a curated record. The transcript has a single exon. NCBI's taxonomy places the organism in Eukaryota, Parabasalia, Trichomonadida, Trichomonadidae. The coding region runs from base 1 to 270 and encodes 89 amino acids.